UUCAAUUAAAGAAGGUCUUUCUCAAACUUCCUACUACUGAUCUUUUACGUGUAGUCUAAUGGCGGGGCGCUUUUUCGCCUGGCUGUCUGGGGCGGUUUCCGGGCUCCUCAUCUGCUCCAUUCAGAUUUAUGCAUCUGUAUUAUAUUAUGUGGUGAAUGAUUCACGACACAGACAUGAUUUCUUUCAUUUCUAGUGUGGGUCAUUUUACCGAUGAUACACUCGUUUGAUUUGUUUUUUUGUUUUUUUUUUUUUUUUGUAUGGUUAGGUUGAAGAUGAAGACUCGUUGUACGAGUGUAUGUGGUGUUAAUUGUUUGUAACAUUUUAUGGUGAAUAAAUUGAAUUGAAUUGAAAAUUGAAUUGAAUAAACGGAUUUGAUAUAGCGCUAUAUAAUAUCGAGUACAGUCAAACCUGUGUAAGUGACAACUGGGUAAGCGAGAAAACUCUUUAAGUGAGUGGAAUUGCCUGGUCCCGUCAUUUUUAGCCCCUAAAACCUCUAUGUGUGAGAAAUAGAAGCCUCUAUAAGAGAAAGUCGUGAACCGCCAGAUAUAUUUGUGUUCGAACCUCUAUAACUAAGACUGCUAUUUGUCUAUAACUCUAUAAGCGAGAGUCUGGCAUGGAGGUAGUUCCCCGAAAACAUAAACACAUGUUUUCGGGGAAUUACCUAACAUUGUCUUUGUGGAAAUCUGGCCCUCACUUUUGAUACAAUCGAUGUAACUACCUUACCCCAGUUGACAUCAAGUGCUAAGAAAGCUUAAGUCUAGCGCAAUGUCUAAAAGAAAAAUCCGAGUUUUAUCUCUGAGUGAAAAACUUAAGAUCGUGAAUGCGUUUGAGUGUGGAAAAUCGCGUAAUGAAAUUCAGAGUGAGUUUGGUCUACCAGAAUCAACCUAUUAUAAAAUUAUCAAGUCAAGAGACUCUUUAAAGUCUCAGUGCUCUGAAGGACACGGAAAUAUUAAGAGGAGUCGACAUUCCGAGUUCCCCGACAUUGAAAACUGCCUUUUAGAAUGGAUCAAACAAACCCUUAACAAGAACAUCCCCAUAGAUGGACCCCUGUUGAAACAAAAAUCUAAAGACUUUGCCACAAGAUUGGGAUAUCAGAACUUUUCGGCUAGUAAUGGCUGGUUAGAAGGUUUUAAAAGACGUCAUGAUAUAGCUUUCAAAAAAGCCGCUGGAGAAAGUAGAUCUGUAGACCAAAGCGUGUGUAACCGAUGGACUGAAGAACUGCCAAGUCUCUUGAAGGGGUAUGAUCCAAACGACAUUUACAAUGCGGAUGAGACACCUCUAUUCUUCAAGUGUCUUCCUGAUAAAACAUUCACAUUUAAGGGCGAAAAAUGUCAUGGAGGUAAACAAAGUAAGGAACGUCUUACUAUUCUUCAAUGCGUUAACAUGACCGGUACUGAUAAGCUACCUCUUUUAAUGAUAGGGAAAUCAAAACGACCUAGAUGUUUCAAAGGUGUCAAGACUUUACCUGUUGAUUAUGCAAGUAACACAAAAGCUUGGAUGACCAAGAUAUUAUUCAAGGAUUGGUUGAAAAACGUCGACAAGAAAAUGAUGAUGAAAAACAAAAAAAUCCUGCUUUUCAUUGACAACUGUGCUGCCCACAAUGACUUACCAACAUUCGAAAACGUAAAAGUCAUGUUUUUGCCUGCCAACACCACCAGUCAACUUCAACCUUUAGAUCAAGGUAUCAUUCACACAUUCAAACGCUUUUACCGCAGAGAAGUUGUUCAACACACCCUUACGUGUCUCGAAGCAAGCAAUAACCAUGAUAUUGACGUACUCCUAGCCAUGAAAUUUGCAAGGAAAGCAUGGUACAAAGUAAGUGACGUUACUGUCAAGAACUGUUUCGAGAAGGCUGGAUUUUGUAUCAGCACAGAUAAACAGGAAUUUAUACCUGAGGAUAAUGAAGUUGAAGCUGGACCUAGCAAUGAGGAUUGGGCCAAGCUUGUGUGUCACGAAUAUACUGGUGAUGUGUUAACGCCAACCUUUGAAGACUUUGUACAAGUUGACGACCUCCUGGCUACCGCUGGAGAAUUUACCGAUGACGAUAUCGUGCACAAUUUCGCUACAACGUGUACUGACGGAAAUGACAGUGAAGAUGAAGCCGACCAAUUGCAGACUUUGGAUACAGAAGUAAAAAACAUUCCAAAGAAGCAAGAAAUUUUAAUUGCACUGGAGAAUAUACACAAAUUUUUUGAAUACUCUGCGGUUGUUGAUAAAACAAUAUUCGAUAAUAUUUACGAAUUAGAAAAGCAUGUUCACAAUUUGAAUACGGAAAAACAGAAGAAAAUAACAGAUUUUUUUAAAUAGAUGUGCGAGGUUCAUUAUUUUUUAUUUGUAAGAAAAAACAACAGAUUUUUUUUUAAAAGAUGUGUAAGAUUCAUUAUUUACUAUGUAUUUGUAAGAAGAAAAUUAAAGAUUUCUUUGAAUAAA
This is a messenger RNA of Harmonia axyridis, 2430 nucleotides long. RefSeq names its product tigger transposable element-derived protein 6-like. Gene Ontology annotation, molecular function: DNA binding. Lineage: Eukaryota; Metazoa; Arthropoda; Insecta; Coleoptera; Coccinellidae. Gene Ontology annotation, cellular component: nucleus. Bases 766 to 2307 code for a protein of 513 amino acids. The transcript has a single exon. The record is from RefSeq and is a predicted model, not a curated record.